Molecule: messenger RNA, 1518 nt
Organism: Lecanosticta acicola
Lineage: Eukaryota; Fungi; Ascomycota; Dothideomycetes; Mycosphaerellales; Mycosphaerellaceae
Source: the annotation of a GenBank genome assembly
AUGACAACACUCCAACCCAGACCGCCCUACAGCGACGAGGAAAUCGCCAAGCUCUACCCGAACAACCUCGAGCUCCAGCAAGUUCAGAUUAUCCUCCGACAUGGAGAACGUACACCAGUCUCGGCCCGCUUUAAGAAUGCCGGCCUACCUGGAACAUGGUCCUACUGCAAAGCUGCAAAUGAGAUGAGGUCGGCGGUAUUAUCGGCAGAUGGAUCUUGGGAUACACUGGCAUGGAAGAGGAGACUGGAAACACUUGGUGCAAACGAUUCGCCAAAGUUGGCUGCUGGGCCAAGAGGAGAGCUCGAUGCAGUGUGUCAGCCGGGAGAGCUCACCGACAGAGGCAGAGAGACUACAUUGGCACUUGGACAGCGGAUACGGACACUGUAUGUGAACCAGCUAGGCUUUCUCCCCGGCUUCAUCGACGACAGGACAAAAGGCCUGGUCAGCUUGCGCGCUACGCCCAUCCAGAGAGCACUUGAGAGCGUGCAACAGACAUACAGCGGACUGUAUCCAGCUGCUGCGAGAUCUCCACGCCUUCCACCACCAGCGAUCGUGCAGAGGUCAAUGCAAGAUGAAACCCUCUUCCCGAACGAGGGAGCUUGCAAGCGUUUCGCCGAACUCUCACACGCCUUCGCGGACCGUGCAGCGAAGCUCUGGAACGACUCCCCAGAGAUGGAAUAUAUCAACAAGAAAAUCGGCAAGUGGAUGCCAAAAGAGAGCCCCGUCGUAAAAGUCGACUCCCAUCCGCGACUCAGCGGAGUCAUGGACACCAUCAACGCAACCCUCGGACACGGCGAGGCAACAAGACUGCCUGCGGAAUUCUAUGACGAGAAGGUGAGACAGAACAUCGACAGAAUCUGCGUGGAAGAAUGGUUUGCUGGAUACCAAGAAUCCAACGAAUACCGCAAACUCGGAAUUGGUGGCCUGGUCGGCGAUCUGACACAGCGAAUGGUAGAGCAUACCUCUGGCAUCCCUAAAGAAGGAGGAGACGAGCCAUUCAAGAUGACCUUGGCUGGUUGUCAUGAUACCACAAUCGCAGCCACACUCGCUACUCUUGGCGCUUUCGAGUACGACAAGAACAAGUGGCCGAACUUCACCUCUUCCAUCGCUUUUGAGCUCUUCAAAGCCAAAGACACCCCAUCGCCCUCCUCUUCAGGCGCAGCCUGGCCAAGUAAGGAGAAAAGCUGGUGGUUCUCGCUUUUCUCCUCGCCCAAACCCGGCACGGGCUCUGCGGCACGCGAACCGCUCUCCACAAUGCCGGACUCUCAAAAGCGGAAUCUGGAUGGCCACUACGUCCGCUUACGAUACAAUGAUCACCCCGUGACACUACCGUACUGCAAAGCUGCGGGAAACCAUAUGGAAGGUGACGAGAGCUUCUGCACCUUGAAGGCGUUCAAGGAGGCGGCGGAUCUGGUGACGCCCAAGGACUGGAAGACGGAGUGUAAGAGCAAUCUUGGAACUUCGGCGUUUGCUGAGAAGAUUGAUCAGCCGCCCGGUGUUGUUGCGAAAAGUAUUUGA